AUGACUUACAGAGAACUUCGUCAGUUUACAGAAAUUGUUAGAAUCCUCGGCUACCCAAAUCCAGUUGGAAUCGACUCUUUCGAUACCCCAAAUUUUGGCUUGAUGGCCAAUCUUCUCCAUUGGUUAGCGACUCUUUAUGACCCAGAGAUAGUAGUACUUGUCGAGCUAUCAAAUGAAUAUGGCCGUGUUGAAUUUGUGCGCGGAAUUGUGCAGCAGUUGGCUAUCAAAUCAGGAAUACGUUUAAAUCCGAGAAAAUUAUACGCUUCUGAUAGAUAUGCAGUUCGUGAAUUACUCAAAAUAGCUACACCAAUAUACCGCGGCGUAAAAUGCGCAGAAGAUAAGAGAGGUACCGUUUCAACUUCUUUUCCAAAGAAUCAAAACACACAAAAAAUUUCACAACUCUCUGCUACUGUUCCUCGCCAUUCGGUUGAAUUAUACGAUCAGCUCGACAAGGAAGUUCAAAUUCGCGAAACAAGGACGAAAAUCCUUGCAACGGUUCCAUCUCUCGAUGAUUUCGAGAAACAAGUCUUAGAGGCUGUAGAUGGAACAUCAGCAAGACUUGAUCAACUUAAUAAAGAACUUGAUCGCUUCAAUUCAGAUGAAGAUGCCCUAAAUACAAAGAUUCGCCAGAGAAAGCACGAAUACGAUAGACAAUCCAAGCGCUUAAUGAGUGUUCAGACCAUCAGACCAGCAUAUAUGGACGAAUACGAAAUGCUUGAGCAAGAAUUAUCCGAACAAUUCAAGACAUACUUCCAGCAUUACCGUAAUGUCGAUUACUUUGAGAAAGAGCUUCUCAAGCACACAGAUAAGGUCAAGAAGUCGAACGCUGUCUUCCAAGCUAGAGCAGAGAAGAGAUUGGAGAAAGAAAGGAAUCAUCUUGUCGAUGAUCUUGCCAUUUCUUUCGAUAAGAGAGGUGACCAGGUUGAUUCUGAUAUUGACGCUGAUAAUCUUCCAUCUGGCCUUAUCGCCGAUAGCGAUUUCUAA
This is a messenger RNA of Trichomonas vaginalis G3, 984 nucleotides long. Its product is annotated as cilium assembly. Gene Ontology annotation, cellular component: centrosome; cilium; intraciliary transport particle B. The record is from RefSeq and is a predicted model, not a curated record. Gene Ontology annotation, biological process: cilium assembly. Bases 1 to 984 code for a protein of 327 amino acids. NCBI's taxonomy places the organism in Eukaryota, Parabasalia, Trichomonadida, Trichomonadidae. The transcript has a single exon.